AUGAUCCCAGGCGCCCCCUGGAUUGCGUCGGCCGUCGAGAGCUGUCUAUCCUUUUAUCUGGGCUUGGCCGAACAGGUCCCGGUCCAGGUGUCGGACGAUGGAUGUAGCCUUCAUUUCACCCCCCAUGGCCUCCCGCACCCAACCCUGGCGGUUAUUGACCAAUGGGGACCCAGCCGAGCAACAUUGAUGGAUGCACAGAAUCAGAUCGAUGCCACCUUCCCCCAAGAUGCCGUCGAUCUCGCCCUGACAGACCUCCCCAUCCUGCAAAUGCAUGACGCUACAAAACGCCUGAUAGAAUUGCUGGGCUUCACUGUUGUCUUUGUGUACUCGGAAGCUAUCCCCGAGGUUUACUUGCGUGUCAAUCGAUUCAAUGUGCACUGGUCUGAAGUGGACAUCAAAUAUGUGCCUACAAAAAAGCUGCGGAAUACCAGCACCAUCAAACCUCUACUGGCAAUGGCCUACCGCGAAAGUCGACAGGCAUUGAAGGAAGCACGUACCGACCAGAGUCCAACAACCAAAUCUAUCAGCUCCCAACAUGACCAAACUCCCGUUCCCGAUCUUCAUCGAGAUAGUUCACCGGUCGGCGGGUCGCAGCAGCUCCAGUCCCAGAUACCAGCUCUGCAUAAGUCGCAUGCUAUGCAGAACACGGGCAAUACUGGGCGUCCUUCUUUGAACGGACCAACCGACCUCUUGCGUCAUCUCGAAUCAGAUCCCAGCAAAUCCUCUCGCAAUACUCCUCAACCAAGUGGCCCUGAGGAAAUCUCCACAGCACAAGACUCACAUGAUGCUAACUUUGUGGCGAGCGACGCUCGUCAAAUUUCCCGUUUGAAUGGGGAUUCGGGCAAUCAAAACUCCCGGAAUAUUGAGCCCAGGGCAUCUCAAAGGCAGCAAAGCCGAGCCCCAGAUGCCCCGCAAUCUCGCGAUGGCUUCAGCAAUCCCGAUUCCCCAAAACUUGACAAGCAAGCCGAAGAUUUAGUUCGAUCUGAGACCCAUGCAGUUAAUAAUAGUUUUACGCGACCUCAAAACCCUCAGAAUACACAGACGGAUGAAAACGAACGCCUAUCAAAGAAACGUCCGCGUGCAAGCACCGGUGAACCGUCCUCGGCGCACCAGACAGAUGGCUUGGGGCCGGAAGGACCAAAUGGUGCCGCACCGUGCAAGAAGAGGCAGUGCGUUGAAUCGGAGAAGGAUAGCACGACAAAUACAAGGGAAACCGAGAAUGUACAAGAAGGGAGAACGCCGGCGCCGCCCCAAGAAACCCAGCAACCUGUCACAAAAUCGGAUGAUCUGGCUCACUCCCCGAAACCGUCCCCGAUCAACCCUUGGGAAGGACUCUUAGCGAUAUCUGACCACGAUGUCACAAUCCCCAAGGACCAAGCAGCCUUCUUUGACGACAAACUGUGCUUUAUUCCGCCCAAGACGGGUGAGCCGACUCCCCAAGGACAUGUGCCACCAACUCUGUUAAAACAGUGGAACGACAUCGCCAGACGAAGGCAUGAGGAGUUGGCACGCAAAGAGCGUCAGAAAAGUCCUCCCUUAACCACUCAAGAGUCCGUUCUUUCUGGCUCCGAGUCAGAGAGUGAGUCUGACGCUAGUGAAGCGUUGUCAUGGGAAGAGAGCCCGCCUCAGUCUCGUCAUGUCAACCUCAUACCGCCGGAAAGCAGCCCUAUUGAGCAACCAAGACUUUUCAGGCGUCCUACUGCCAGUGGUGACGAGAAUGAUAUGUGUCCCUCCCAGCCAGCAGGCGACCAUAGCCUGGAUAUGGUGAAUGCUUGUCAAGACCCAUCUCAGGUGGAAUUGAACAAUACUCCAAUGUCCAGUGCGCUAGAAGCAUCCACACACCGGGAUCGGGAAGAGACAACUGCCAAUCCUCAAGUGCCAGAGACUCUGGAGCAAUCGGCUGAGCCGACACGUCUUGCAUCGAAAUCACCAGGCGCGUACAUGGGUGAUGAAAUCCAGAGCCAGCUGGCGCGUGAAAGUCAAAACUCACCCAGAGAGAAAUCCCCAUCACCAAUUCCUUUUCAAGCGCCUGAGGAUAGCUCGGAUGACGAAUCCGUGAUGGACACAUCUUUUCCACAAGCGCUUGAUGAAAGCUCGCACCCGCAGCCAUUCGAUAGCCAGAAUGGAGAGGACAUUCCUAGCUCGGGCCCCUCCCUGUUAGGCGUCACUGCCGGGGGGCAUGUUCAGGUUGCACAGACACCCGCUGCAGAAAAUACCCGUUUGUGUCGCGACAAGGUGCAGAUUGAACAUCCGCCUUCUGACUCGCAACAACCAUCCCCCCAAAACAAAACAUCCUCUCAGUCACGAAUCUUCAACACUUAUCGUUCUCACGGUAACCAUGGCAUGAGUGACACAUCUUACGAAACAUCAAAUCCAUCCUCGCGGCAGUCGAGAGAUGAGCCACUCCAGGCGGAUGUAAUGGGAACCCAGACUCAGAAAAACAGGGAAAACUCUCUGUCGCAAAACACUUCUCUUCCUUCGCAUCUGUCGCAGACAGGUGUUGUUCUCGACUCAUCUGGUCCAGCGCAUCGACAUCAAGACCCAAAGUCGUCGAGAUCAGAAGUCCCACCUGCGAUGAUUUUAUCCUCGCUUCACGGUGUACCACAAAUGUCUCAAUUCUCCCAGCAAACGCAAGACUCUUUGCCAAUAGCCUCUUCCUUAGACACGCACAUGUCUUCGCAGGUCUCGCCUCUGAAACAACCCACAUCCAUCCCUCGAGUUCAAGAACAAUCUCCGUCCACCGAUCGUCACAGCUCAACCCGGGGAAGUGCAGGCUACAGCCGAGUGCUGUCUGGCACUCCGAACUGGGAUGUGGUUUCUCGACGUGAAUACUUCGUCAGCAAUUCCACCAAAUAUUUUGAUGAGGCACGGAAUGUUUAUCAGAAGUUCCGAGAUGAUUACCCAUGCUAUGCGGGAGAUUUUGCUCAUUUCGCAGAAUUAUGCGCGAAGCUGCAAGCCCUUCGGAACAACGGUCUUCACCUGCAACGGUCGUAUCUCUGGGACGACUUUAUCAUUGGGCAUCUCGAGACCUACCCGCGCCACAUCGAGGAGUGCAUGUCCCAGGGAUCGAAAAUAUCCACUUACGAAGAUUUUUUCAAAGAUCGUUUCUCUGUCCCUCGAUACAAGAAGCGGAGCUUACAACCCCGUGGCAUUGAAGUAACUGCCGCACAAUCUGCCAGCAUCAACGAAGCUGCCGACCACCCGACCCAAACAGAGCCAGCGCGUCAAAGUGACUCCAUGGCGACUUCCUUUACCGGCAGUCUCGUGAACAGACUCUCGAAUUUCCAUGCCCAUUCCCCAUUCGGGGAUGCUCUUCACAAUGACCGGCCGGUUAAUUCCCUAUCAGUCGCUUUUCCUGCCACGCGUUCAUCGCCUGCCUCGUCCAUUUCAACUUCUUCAAGUUCGGUCAUCAUCAAACAAGAGGGCUCCUCAUCCAGUGAUGACGACGAAAGCCGAAUAACAUCAUCUCAACAUUGCUUUCUAGAUUACGAAGGUAUAAAGACAGAGCCUGACCCUGCCUUUCUUGACGAGUUUCUUCAAAGCAGUGCUCGCGCCAUUGACCAGGAUGUCGACAUGCCCGAAGUCGAACAACCAGAUAAUGACAAUAAUGCCAAUAUGCGCGCCGCAGAGGACACCGAGUUUACCGCCGUCACCGAUCAGGCAGACAAUGAAAAUGAUGUCGAUGUGCCGGCCGCACAAGAAACCGAGUUAGCCGCCGAUCCCAAAGAAGAAGAAGAUUAUGAUGACGAUGAUCCACGCCACGAAACAGCCAGCAUCGAACUCGGUGAUGAUGACGCCGAUCUCACCGUGCACCUCUCGCGCGCCGAGUCCAGGCUCCUCUACGAUACGGAGGCAGCCGACGCCGACGAAGAAGACGAAGGAGAGGAAAGCGAGCCUGAGAACUGGUUUCAUUCUCUCCGGCACCUGCGCUCCCCGGACCCGGGUGGUCUGACGAUCCCUUUACACCAUUCAAGCUGUGGGCACGAGCCGAUCAAGAUGUACGCGUUGAACGACGUCGUCGCGGCGGUGCGAAGAUUCUUGUUGAUGAGAAGGGGGUUAUUCGACGACCUACUUUAUCGUUGA
This is a messenger RNA of Penicillium riverlandense, 4083 nucleotides long. RefSeq lists its product as uncharacterized. Bases 1 to 4083 code for a protein of 1360 amino acids. The transcript has 2 exons. The record is from RefSeq and is a predicted model, not a curated record. NCBI's taxonomy places the organism in Eukaryota, Fungi, Ascomycota, Eurotiomycetes, Eurotiales, Aspergillaceae.